Mus musculus (house mouse) is the source of this 6280-nucleotide messenger RNA. RefSeq names its product ST8 alpha-N-acetyl-neuraminide alpha-2,8-sialyltransferase 3 (gene St8sia3). Bases 790 to 1932 code for a protein of 380 amino acids. Gene Ontology annotation, biological process: glycoprotein biosynthetic process; sialylation; glycoprotein metabolic process. NCBI's taxonomy places the organism in Eukaryota, Metazoa, Chordata, Mammalia, Rodentia, Muridae. The transcript has 6 exons. Gene Ontology annotation, cellular component: Golgi apparatus; Golgi membrane. The record is from RefSeq and is marked validated. Gene Ontology annotation, molecular function: alpha-N-acetylneuraminate alpha-2,8-sialyltransferase activity; sialyltransferase activity; identical protein binding.
AGAUUGUUCUACACUGUGAGUUCCAGGGCAGCCCUGGCUACAUAGAGAGACCCUGUCUCAAAAAGGAGGAGGAAGAGGAAAAAGAGGAGGGUUUGAUGGAAGCCAGAAAUGUUAGAGCAUGAUAAAGCAGGAAUGUUACCAGGUGAAAGCUAGACUGAACUACAGAGAUCCCCCAUCUCAACAUAAAGAAGUGACACACUUCCUCCUACAAGGCCACACCCCCAAUCAUGCCACUCCUGGGGCCAUCUACACUCAGACCGCUCCACUGUGGUAGCUCCUAAGAUGUAGCUUCUGCUCUGCACAGCUGACACUGCAUUGCCCAAGCUCUUGAAACAAUUUGAAUUCAGAGGGACAAUAUGGAAAGAUGGAUCAAGUCGCAACUAGGAGUUGACAGGUGUCUGGUAACCAGUGCGGCGGUGGAGAUGGCAACCUCGCUGGGAACGCGCUGGGGAGCCUGAGCCCGCAGCCGGAGACGCACUGCUCCUUGUGCUCCACCGCCCGCCACGCCGCCGCGCAGACCCUCCAUCUUCCAUUUCAGCUCCGGGCCAGGCUCGACCCUGCCCCGGGGUGGGGUAGGGAGCGGGCUCCCGCUUCUCUCGGGGCUCCAGGUCGUUCUCCACCCCCGGGCCCUCUGCGACUCAAUUGCCUGGGUCCCCCCUCCCCCGCCACACACACUCACACGCGCCCGCGAGCACACACGCACGCACACAACACACUCACACGCCAGCAGGCUGCUGGCCGCUCAAUGGACCGAUUUCCCCGGUUUCCCUGAACCCAGCCUAGCCCGGGAUGAGAAAUUGCAAAAUGGCCCGAGUCGCCAGUGUGCUAGGGCUGGUCAUGCUCAGCGUGGCCCUGCUGAUUUUAUCGCUUAUCAGCUACGUGUCUCUGAAAAAGGAGAACAUCUUCACCACUCCCAAGUACGCCAGCCCGGGGGCGCCCCGAAUGUACAUGUUCCACGCGGGAUUCCGGUCACAGUUUGCACUGAAGUUUCUAGACCAGUCAUUUGUGCCCAUUACGAAUUCUCUCACCCAUGAACUCCAAGAGAAACCUUCUAAAUGGACAUUUAAUCGGACAGCGUUUUUACAUCAAAGGCAAGAAAUUCUUCAGCAUGUCGAUGUAAUAAAAAAUUUUUCUUUGACCAAGAGUAGUGUUCGGAUUGGACAACUAAUGCAUUAUGAUUAUUCCAGCCAUAAAUAUGUCUUCUCGAUUAGCAAUAACUUCCGGUCCCUGCUCCCAGAUGUGUCGCCCAUUAUGAAUAAGCGUUAUAAUGUUUGUGCUGUGGUUGGAAACAGUGGAAUCUUGACAGGGAGUCAGUGUGGACAAGAAAUAGAUAAAUCAGAUUUUGUUUUUCGAUGCAAUUUUGCCCCGACAGAGGCUUUCCACAAAGAUGUUGGAAGGAAAACCAACCUCACAACCUUCAAUCCGAGCAUCUUAGAGAAAUAUUACAACAAUCUUUUAACCAUUCAGGACCGUAACAACUUCUUCCUCAGUUUAAAAAAGCUUGAUGGGGCCAUACUUUGGAUCCCUGCAUUUUUCUUCCACACUUCUGCAACUGUAACGAGAACGCUAGUGGAUUUUUUUGUUGAGCACAGAGGUCAGUUAAAGGUCCAGUUGGCUUGGCCUGGAAAUAUCAUGCAACAUGUCAACAGGUACUGGAAAAACAAACACCUGUCACCCAAACGACUGAGCACAGGUAUCCUAAUGUAUACUCUUGCAUCUGCAAUAUGUGAAGAGAUCCACUUGUACGGUUUCUGGCCCUUUGGAUUUGACCCCAACACCAGGGAGGAUCUGCCCUACCACUACUAUGACAAAAAAGGAACCAAAUUUACCACCAAGUGGCAGGAGUCUCACCAGCUGCCUGCUGAGUUUCAGCUGCUCUAUCGAAUGCAUGGGGAAGGGCUCACGAAGCUCACUCUGUCACACUGUGCCUAAGAACUCCAAAUGGAAAGUGCCAAACGGCUGAUUAAAAAGUGCCCCCACCCCCAAACCAAAUUGAAUAGUCUCCAGAACAGAACCCAUAGACAAUCUGGCAAAGCCUGUCUGCCACUUACAAGGAAAGACGCCUUCUCUUCCUCUUUUGCACUGCUCUUUGAAUGGUCUUAACAAACUUAGGACAGGUGCAUUGAAGCCGUGUGAUUUAGACUUGAUUGGGAAAAGGUUAUAUUGCAUUUGGAAGUAUGCUGCACAGAGAAUAGCUUGAAAUAGUUCUAAGUUUGUAUUUUAAUAAUAAACCGACUCCCAUGUGAAUGAGGAAUGUGACUGUCAUCUCCUCCUCUCUACUUUGAUAUAGUCCUCACAACCAGGGAGCUCUGGCCAGCUCCAGCAGGAUCUCUUUAGCCAAGGGGAUCAGAAUCUUCAAAAUAAAAAGUAAAAAAACUGGUUUGCAGGUUGCAUUCUCUCUCUCUCUCUCUCUCUCUCUCUCUCUCUCUCUCUCACACACACACACACACACACACACACACACACACACACACUUCCUGUUGCCCUAGUACCAAUUAGGAAUACUUCUGGGCUAGCUUUGCUUGUAUGUGUUUGCAUCUGUACCCAUUGUGUUCAAGGCUCUGGAUAACUUGGAUGUUUCAUAACAAACUGAGCAAAUCUUAAUGUCUUCCCCCGUGAAGAAUUCUAUAGGAAAUGCCUCUUAUUCUUACUGGUCCAUAUUGUUAUUCUACAGCAUGGUGGUCUAUUUGAGUAGAGUGGCAUAAGCUACAGUGUCUCUUCUUUCUGUCAAAAAGAAAGCCCACAGUGUGGGUAGCAUUGUGUCUGUUGGCAUGAGCGAAGUUGUGGCAGAUCCUGCAAGGGCUUUCUAGUGUAGCCUUCAACUAUUUAAUUUCAAGCGCUAGGCUGGGCACUCUCUCAGAAAAAAAAAAGAGUCAUUGGGUUAAUUUAAACCCUAGGGACUAUAAAGAAAGGGGAAGAAGAGUGUUUGCAGGUUGUAUACUCUGCAAAGAAUUGUGACCAUUGGAGACAUUGGAGAAGCACAAGAGUUGGUGUAGAAGACAAACUAGAGCUUUGGCCAGACUGGUCCCUGUGUGACGCAUGUUAGCAUUAGUCAUGUCAGAUCCUUUCUGUGACAUCUCCACCAACAAGGAUCUAGACAUGCUUGCUUUCUUUGAAACAGUUGAAGAUAUUAUUCUCUGUUUCCAAGUCUGUGUGCCUAUACAUUGAGCAUCUCAAAAAAGAAAAGCCAUUAUGCAGUGGGAAUACUUGGUCCUAAGUAACCUUUGGGAUUUGAGAUCAGCUGGCCAUUGUUCUCACUGCUUCAGCUGUAUCCGUAGAAAUCACAUCGCUCCCAUCCCAGGCGUUUACACUGAGCAGCACUUUGUUCUUGCAAUUCAACCCAAAGUCUGGCCAAGUUGAUGUUAAAUUUUCAUAAGACUUUCCUCUUUACAAGGGCCCAUGGAGCACAUUUGUUAUAUGUUCCAGUGGGUUAUCUUGUUCUUGUCCAGAAAUCUCAUCUAGACAGCUUACAGUGUUGUAAAUAUUUUUAAAAGCCCUUGCUAUAGUUCAGGCAUCAGUGUACUGGCCCUUUUUGGGAAAAAACAAAACCAACCAUUCCUAAAAAGAAGUGGAGUAAGGACAUGCACUGUUCUUGUGUAGCGCCUGGUCCUGGAGCUGCACUGGUCUUUUCGAGGAGAUAAAUCGACCCCAGAUAAAUCUAGUGAAAGAAAGCCACUCAGAUCCAAACACAAUGCCAACUGUGGCACAUCUUACCCUUUGUGAAUGCCAGCCACUUAGAUAGAGGAGAGGAACUAGGGGCUAAAUAUUUCAAAAUAAGAAGCAUUUACUAUGCACAGGAUAGUAAGAAAAUUAAAAUUAUAAGGUAUUUUUAAAAACACUUUAGAAUUCAAGGACAAUUUCAUGGGCAUGAAAAUUAUACCAUGGCUGUGCCCUGUCACAGUAAGCCACACCAUGGCUGUGCCCUGUCACUUUAAAGAGUGCAGGACACCAUGCUGCUACUCUGGAUGGGUGUGGGUCAUGGAGACUUGACAGAAUUGCAGCAGUUAUCAUCAGGACUGAAAAGCCUAGCUAUUCCUAAGCCCUUAGCUCAUUUGGUUGCAGCUAAGUUAUUCCAAUGCUAACAUUAUCCAGGCCAGAUUCUGACUCGAAAGCUUUAAUUUCAGUGUGCCCAUCAGGUCUUACUAAAUAUAAACUUGGACUCUUUACACUAAGCAAGACAAAAUACUCAAAGACUAGAAGAUCCCCAAAGCUAGUUGAAUGUUGUGGUGUUUUUUGUUAUUUUUUUUAAUGCACCUUUUAACCUCAGUUGUAUCCUGGACCUGCUGUUCUGACCAACUGAUUCUACAAUUUUUUUUUUCUGUUUCCCAAAACUAUUUCAACAUGUAAACCAAUGCAACAGCUUUCAUGGCAGGAAGAUUUUCUUAUUAGAAAAGCAGCCAGAGUUUGUUGGCUCUCCCACAGUCCCCAGGCUUGUAGGCUCAAAUGCAGUGGACAGAGCAGAGGGACCAUUGAGUUUCCUGUUUAUGCAGCUACACGCUCAUACCCCACCCUUCUAUGUUGGCUCCACUUGGUUGGAUCUGGGUUAGUACAUUCUUUUCUUAGAAACAUACUCAUUUUUUUCGGCUACCUAGAGCUGAGUACACCAUCAGCUAUGUGAAUAAAUUUCACUAUAAUGCUCCCAAGGCUGUCUGAAAAUAACUACUUACUUAGCAGAGAAGACAAGGAAAUUUACAAACUCCUGGCAGCAUGAGUCAAAAGGUGGUUGCCAUGACUUCCUCCCACACCCGGAAAUUUGGGGUCUGUGUGUGAGUCUAUGGAGCUGGUGAUCCAACCCAGGACCUUGCUCAUGGUAGACAAAUACUCUACCAUUGAUCUCCAUUCCCAGACUGUGUUCUCAUGCUAAGCAACUUUAACCGUUAUUUUUAAAAAUGCAGUCUAUCUAGUAGUACUGUGUGUCUGCCAAUGCUGAAUAUGACCACUGAACCAUCUGUCUCUGACCUGAAUAUCAGACAUGGGCUAUAGCAAGGAUAUACAAAGGAAGACCCCGUUCAUUCACCUAACCUUCUGGUACCAAGGCUGUCAGUGCCAAUGGAUAUGAGUGUCCAGACAAAACUAAUAUAUCAGAGAAUUCAAUGAAUAUGAGUCCAUGCUAUCUCACCUCAAGCAAGGCCCCAAACACUCAGACAAUAAUUCAUGAGCCCCAGAGAAGCAGGAACAAUAGAAAGGGAGAAGUCAUUGAGUUUUCUAACCCAUGUUGGCUUUACAAAUAUUAAGGUUGAGAUACAGAUAGACUAAUAGAUUUUCCCCAAAAUUUUACAUAGAUAAUUAUUGACGUUAUGAUUUCACAUAUUAAUCUUAUCAGAAUCAAAGAUCAGGUCAAAGGAAAGCAACUUAACUCUGGAAUAUUUGGAGCGUAAACAUAAUGGAGAGGGGCCGUAAGGGAAGAAGGGGAAAAGACUACUAAAUGCACUUGCCUGGGUACACAGCAGUAGGGGAGAUACCUGCCCAGUACACAGCAGCCUGCUGAAAACCACCCACUCUCCCCUAAAAUGAGAGAGAAACCUGUUAAUCCUUGACUGAUAAGUCCCAGUUCUGUUAUUGAUGGUACACAGCUGACAGAUGAAAUUGUACCUGAUAGUAUAUUCAUCUCAAUAAAAUCAUGUGUGCAUGAUUUAGAAUUUGAAGGCUAAAAGUGGCUGUGUACUUCUCCUUGUAUAUAAAACUUUCAGCAAGGGCCCCUUGAGUUAAGAAACAUUUUCCAUCAUGUAAGUAAUCGAGACAACAGCCUUUGAACUAUUGUAUUCGUUCAUUUCACUAAGAUUGUACAAAGCAUAGUGGAAAACUUUGGUGGUUCUUCAUUUUUUCAAAAGACAUUCUGAGAUCUUGUCUGUGUCGUUCUGGGUCUUUAAGCCCCUCUUCUCAUAACUGUUUGAAUGUAUCAGACAAAUAUUUGCUUAGCUUCUACUACUUCCCCACUGUGUAUAACUGACCUUGUGACCAGAGUUGGGACUGUGUAUGUGUGACUGAAGAGCUCUAAUGGAACACCAUGGGUUCCGGGAAUCGAAGGCAUUUCACCAGUCAGUCUAAGCCGCUUAAUCCGUGGACCUUUUAACCGAGGCCACCAAUGAAUUGAUACCAAGGACCAAAAUGACGAAUCCUGCCUCCCUCACACUCUGACUGCUUUGCCACAUAAAUAGAACAUUUCAAAUGGGAAAUGUUUUCGAAUGUUAUGGUUUGUUAUGUGAUAUUUGUUGAGCAUUUAUUUUUAUUGUAAUGAUUUGUUAAAGACAUGUGUGGUUGAAUAGAUGUUUUAAUCCUU